AGCGAAUAACAUAGCGCUGUCCGUUCUUGUUCUCAUCUCCCAUUUUUUGUUGGCAGCCACUACGCGCUGAACUUGAUCUUGAUCGCACACCUGUUGACGUAGAAAAAGAGGCAGAGGCCAAAAUAGAGACAAAAAGACAAAUCCGAAUCCCCCUAACUGCAAUUAUAAUCUACAAAACCAAAGUACAGGCCAGGCCACCCUCCAAAUCCUACCUUCUCCAUCCGCCAUUAGAGAGGAUACAGAGAAUGCCGAGAGUGAGAGAGACAAGGUAGAGGUUGGCGCGGCCACAGUGGCAAAGCCUCCGUCGGCGAGGAGCGCUGCAUGCGCUGUUGCCGGGCAUGGUCCUGCGUCCGCGUCUUGAAGGAUUUCAAGGAAGGGAGGAGGAUCGGAAAGGGCAACUACGAUUCGGUUGGCCCAUUCAUACGGUUCUGUAAAAAAGGCAGUUUUUUUUGGCUGUGAUAUCCGCUGGUUUGCUAUUUAUUUAUUCUCAAGUUUUGGAGGCCGAAAGAUCGAUUUUCGUGCUGGCUUCAGUGUUUUGACGCCUUGAGGGGUUCCUGUGAAGAACCAGAGGAUCAGAAUUCAGAAGGGGGGAAAAGUGGGUUUCUCGUCGGUUUUCCUUGGUUUUGUGGUUCUGAAUUCUGAGGUUGUUCUGAGGCAGGGGUCUGUCUUGCUGGAGAAUGAAGAUGGAGAGGUUGGUGUGCUCUGCGUGUUUGUUUUGGUGAAGACGACUAUAGCUGGAACUGGAAUAAAAGGAAGAAAAAGAUUCGGUUUCCUUUCUUUUGCGUGUUCUGAUCCUACUGAGAUAUCCCUUCCUGACACUUCAGAAUUUCUUUGUUUCCGACUUGGUAUCGGCAUCUCGUGGAAACCGAGGAAGCACGGCAAUUUCAAGGGCCUUCGUUUGCUUGGGGCUAUCAGAACAUCCUAACCUGUUCCUGCCGGCAAUAUUUUUUGGUUCUGAAGACUUAAAGAUUGGAUUGAGUGAUCUCUGCAAAUCUUCCUUUGGUGGUUUUUUGGCCUUUUGGGUACUGUCUGUGAAGUGUAGCAGGACCGCCUCUGCUGUUAUACUUGAUUAUAAGCUUGUCUAAAGCAAGCCCGUAGAAGGAAAGUUAUCUGACCAUGUUCUCAGCUAUCAUGGCAAAGAAGAGUUACAAACAGCAUUCCAAAUCUGAGAAAAUCCAGGUGGGCUGUAUGUCUGGGCUGAUUCGCAUGCUUGACUUCCGUCGCAGUCCAAAACUUCUUUCAGAUGGGACAGUCAAAAGAGAUCCAAAAGGUUUUGAAGAUAUCCAUGGAAAUAAAUCUGCUAUUAAUGGAAAAGACCACAGUGUUGAAUUAAUUUAUGCUGGUAGAUCAAGUAUUAGAACUUUGAUGGAAGAAGAGAUGGCCAGCAGCACACAACCCUUGAAGCAAGCACAAAGCAAUGUAACUGGGAUAUGCUCUGAAGAUAUUGAUCUAAACUUGGCUGCAAGUCUCAUGGAAAUCUACAGAUCUCGUACUGAAGGUCAAGAAAUCAGGAAUUCAAUUGAGUCAGGUCACAGUUCCAUUUCGACUGACAAAGAGAACAAUACUGACCCUCCUGCUCAUCUCUAUCAGAUCCCAUCUAGUAUCCAGAGAGCUCUAGAAGAUGUUGCUGAAGCAGUUAUAAGACAUCAAUCUGCAAACAAAAACUACAUAAACAGCAGUGAUGAAACUAGGUCCAGAGAAUUCGUUGAUGCCCUACAGCUACUGAGCUCAAACAAGGAAAUGUUUCUGAUGCUUAUGCAAGACCCAAGCUCUAGGUUGUUAGAAUGUCUCCAAAACCUUUACAUGUCACUAGGAAGUACCAAGUUAGACUCUGAAGAAUAUGACGAAGAAACUGAGUUGCAAUGUAUGACAGAUGGUCUAGAGCAGUCAGUGACAUCUCCAAGUAAGGUGCAAAGAAGGCAUAAUUCUUUCUUGAAGGAGGAUAGGUUGGUCAUGAGGAAACCACCAAAGUUAAAUGAUAGUUCUCGUGGCCUUAGCAGAAUAGUAAUCUUGAAGCCAAGUCCAGCAAGAGGUCAUAGCAGUCUUAUCUCAGGUAGCACAACUUCGUCACCACUAUCAAAUCAUAUUGAUUUGCAAGUUCAGGAAGCCAGUGAUAAACCUGAUUGCCAUUUCUCACUUAGAGAGCUUAAAAGGAGGCUAAGACUUGCCAUUAGCGAUAAUCAGAAGGAUUACCAGUUAAACUCCACGAGUAGUAAUUUUCAUAAAGCUGAGGCUGAUUCUAGCAAACUGCUUCCAGUCACAAGUAUGUCGGAGACGGAGAGUCUGGCAAGUACAGAUCCUUCUGACAGGUCUAAGGAACCAUCUAUUGUUGAUAAGAAAACAGUCACGGAAGAUAGUGUGAGUGGGAUGAGAAAUGAUGUCGCUCAUGAUGUCGGUGUCAGCUCUUUCUCCUAUGAAAAAGCUAAGAUGUAUAUAAUUGAGAGAUUAAAUGAUCAAGGCGAAGAAAAUUAUCAAAUUGUACAAAAAUGUGAAUCUUUUGAGAGAUUAAUUUCACUGCCCGAGAAUGAUAGAUUUUCUACAAGUGAUUGCCCUCAAGAGGAGAAAAUUAGCAUGGCACAUGAAGCUACAGAACCGUUGAACUUGCAUAUUACUGAGCAAGAGGAUGGUUCAGCAAGCCCUUACUCAACAAGGCUGUACCAGGAGACAGAAUCAGUCGACACUAGCAACUUAGGUACAGAAAUGUUGAUUGAGCCCACGAUAGAUCAUGGUAGCCAUCCACAAAAUGAGGGCACUAUCUCACAGGAGUUGAUCCAUGAAGGGGUUAAGAUCAUGCUAGAUACAAUGGAGAACUCACCGCUCUGUGCUGAGACCGAUACUUCGCAGGAAGGAGUGGGGGAGACAAAUCCAGACGAUUGUUCAUUGGAGGAACCACAAUCCAUGAAUUUGUUACCAGAACUGGCCCUGUAUUCUCCAGAUGGCUCCGUUAAUGAACAAGAGAACCAUAUUCCAUCAGAAGUCGUUGAAUUAGUCAAACCAUCUUUAUUGACAUUUCCAUAUUCACCAGAAAAUACUAAUGACAAAGAGGAGAAAUUGAGUCCACAAUCUGUUCUUGAUCCCAUUGAAGGUGAAGUUACCUGUGCUCGACACAAAACUCCAAAACGAGAUGAAUUCUCCAUGCCUACUUCCAGAGUGCUGUUCAAAGAGGUUGACACUCCUUCAACAUCUCCAGCUUUGUGGAAUGGACCACAAGUAGCCAUUUUGGAUGAAAAAGCCACAAGGGUGUCCUUCAUCGUGGCCGCCCUAGAAGCUUCAGAAUUGCUGUCCGAGGAAAACUCGCAGAGAUGGUACACAGAAGAUCCACUGCUUGAUGUAUCUGUGUUGGCUGAAGUAGGAAAUUCAUACUGCCUGACAGAUGAUGCAGUGCUUUUGUUUGACUGUGUGGAAGAAGUUCUUCUCAAGAUAAGGGACAAGUUCUUUGGUACCGACCCUUGGGUUAAUUUUCUGAAACACAAUGUACGACCAGCUCCAGUAGGAAGACAGCUCGUUGAAGAGGUGACUAAGGGAAUCGAUUCUCUUGUCGGUAAAGAAUUUCCAAACACUUUAGAACAGGUGAUGAUGAAAGACUUGGACAGUGGGUCGUGGCUGGAUCUUCGAGGCGAUACUGAAAGUGUUGUAGUUGAGUUGUGGGCUGGUUUGCUUGAUGACUUACUGGAGGAAGUGGUUUUUGAUUUGUGGCUUUGAUACUGUAGUGCUUUGUAGUAAUCCAUGCAGGCAUAUUCGACUAGUACUGACAUGGGGUUAAUAGAUACAGAAACCUUUUGUGAAAGGAUAGGGAAAAGUGAGUUCGGCAGGUUGCCAAAUAUUGUAGAGGUAGGCAGUUCAUCAAUAUAGUUGAUUUCCAUUUUCUUUUGGAUUUGUGCUUAUUCUAAGUCAGAAUCCUGAUUGAAUGUUGCUCUUAACCUCAGAAUUAUUCAAUUUCUUUAAGCUCCUUUUGUUCUCUGUAGAUGUAUGAAAACAUCAAAAUAAGUGCAGCUGUAUAUAAAGUACCCCACUUAUCUAUGGUAAAUCUUUUGUUUUCA
Messenger RNA from Sorghum bicolor (sorghum), 4040 nucleotides. RefSeq lists its product as uncharacterized. Bases 1117 to 3702 code for a protein of 861 amino acids. Lineage: Eukaryota; Viridiplantae; Streptophyta; Magnoliopsida; Poales; Poaceae. The transcript is spliced from 7 exons. The record is from RefSeq and is a predicted model, not a curated record.